This is a messenger RNA of Triticum dicoccoides, 1021 nucleotides long. RefSeq lists its product as uncharacterized. The coding region runs from base 1 to 711 and encodes 236 amino acids. The transcript has 2 exons. NCBI's taxonomy places the organism in Eukaryota, Viridiplantae, Streptophyta, Magnoliopsida, Poales, Poaceae. The record is from RefSeq and is a predicted model, not a curated record.
AUGGGCGAGAUCGAGGGGAAGGGCCGGCGGGUGCACCCGGCGCCGGCGCCGGGGCCGGACGCGCCCGCGGUGGAGCUCGCCAUGCUGCCCGCCACCCUGCUGGCGCUCGUGGCCGCGCUCACCGCCGAGGAGCAGGAGGUGCUCGCCUACCUGCUCUCUGGAGGAGCUGGCGGCGCGGCGGCGGGUGCUGGCGGGGGCCGGUGCAGGCGGCUCAACGGGCCGCACCAGCCGGAGAUGGGCUGCGGCUGCUUCGGCUGCUACAAGAGCUUCUGGGCCCGCUGGGACGCCUCCCCCAACCGCCACCUCAUCCACCGCAUCAUCGACGCCGUCGAGGAGGGCAACGGCGGCGGAGGCGAGGGGGCAGCCAAAGGAGCUGGAGGACCAGGCGGCGCCACGCGCCGCGGCCGCCGCCGCCGUGGCCGCGGCGGGCCGUGCGCCAUCGACGCCGCCGUCGAGGAGCACGGAGCCGCGGAGGCUCAGGCCGGGUGCGCGGAUGACCACCUGCAACCGCAAGGCUGCUGCGCGUCGGACGGCGGCGAGGACGGCGACUACGAGGGCGACGAGGACGACGGCGCGGACAGCCUCUACGGCGGCGAGGAGGCCCUGACGGACGACAGCGACUGCGCGGGCGCCAGCAACUCCGCCGAGAAGAGCGCCGUGGGCAAGCUGGUGCGCUUCAUCGGCGAGAAGGUGUGGGCCGCCUGGACCUGACCUGACCGGCAUCCUCCGCCGCCGCCGCCGCCGCUAGAACUUGUCGUAGAUUAGGGAGGAAGGAGACCAGCAAGAAGGUCAGUGAAACCAGUAGUAGUACUAGCAGUUGGGUCGUUUUGUCCAAGCAAGCAAGAGCCGCCGCUCUAUGCCCCUUUUGAUUUCUUGCAACUCUGAUGAACGAGCAGCCCCGAGGCUCCGGGUGGGGAUUGUGAAGGUCCAAUCCGACCAAAAUCUCCCCACAUCCAGGCCUCUCAUGUACCAUAUUUUUGCUCAUUUGGUUCAACAAGAAACAUUCCCCAUUUCCACUUUC